AUGGGGCACCCCAAUGUGCCACUCACACACAAAUAUGCACGUUCCCACGGGGAUAAACACAGGUCCAGCGAGCUGCAGCCCUUCACGCCGAACGAUAACUUGAACCUUGCACUGGGCGCCAUCAGAGUCCUCGGCGUGGAGCUGAUUGAGGAUGAACUGAAACCCCAUCUGAACACGGUGCUGACCACCAUUAAGGAGAAGAAAAAAGGUGCUGCUGAGCAGGUAGUGAUCAGUGGGGUGCUGCCAAUCCUGGCCCUGUCGCUGAGGAGCAGAGGGCCUCUGGGUCUGCUGACUGCAAAGCUGGUGGCUGAGCUCGCCAAGGAAUCUGUGAUCCGUAAAGGUUUUGGUGACUCCGGUCUGGUUUCGGCUCUGCUGUCGGUGUUGACCAGUACCGACCAGGAUCUGCUGUUUCAUGCUGCGAGGGCCAUCUCACGCAUGUCGUAUGACAGCUCAAAGCAGCAGGAGCUGCUGCUGCGUCGAGGCGCCGUGCCUCGCCUCGUUGCCAUCCUGCUUCGAUUUCCAGAUAAGGAGGCCCUGGAGGAAGUGUGCCUGCAGGCCCUCUGCAACCUCAGCGGCGUGGGAGUGGCAGAGGAGGCCGGGAUGGUGUGGGAGCGGGGAGUGUCGGUGAGGCCGGAGGAGUCGGUGUUCCACGGCGUUUCUCCUCACACCUGCGGUUUUGUCUCCUCCGUGACUCUGGUUCGGGUCUGUCAGUGGGGACCGGGUCAGUACGCCGUCAACAUCGAGGUGUUCCAGCGCUGCUCCUCCUCCUUCUGGAACCUUCACGGGAACAAAAGGACCGCUCGCUGGUUCCCCUUCCCCGGUUUGGGAAGCUGCUCAAAUUUGUACAAGGUGAUCAAGUUCUCCACGAGGAACGUUCCUCGGACCAAGAGUCUGAAGAUUCGCGUGUUCCACACUUUCCUCUGACAGCUAGAAAACUGCAAACAUGGUGGCCUGAACUAACCGGACUACAACCCUGAGCAGGUUACUGCGACCUCUGUUUACCCACCAACUGUUGAUACGCACCAAAACAUCACACACCAUAAACCUGGACAGCUCUUUUUAGUUCUUGGUCCAGCUUCAAAGUUAGAUUAGAUUAGAAAAACUGACUUGUACGAUUAGAUGCUUGAGGUUGCAGCCGUGCAGUACUGUUAUUUGAGAAACAACUAAAUCAGGGAUAAGAAAAAUGCAGAACAAUCCUAGGAAAUGAUGCCCUUGCUUCUUAUUGGUUCACAAGUGCUUGAAAUGAUUUCUACUCAAGGCAGCAAUAAUGAGAAUGCUAUUUCUACAGUGCAAGUUUAUAUAUUUUUUGAGUAUCUGGACGUCUUUGACACUCACUUAAAUAAUAAAAGUCCUUUGCUCUUAAA
Stegastes partitus (bicolor damselfish) is the source of this 1364-nucleotide messenger RNA. RefSeq lists its product as uncharacterized. Lineage: Eukaryota; Metazoa; Chordata; Actinopteri; Pomacentridae. Bases 1 to 924 code for a protein of 307 amino acids. The record is from RefSeq and is a predicted model, not a curated record. Gene Ontology annotation, biological process: positive regulation of GTPase activity. Gene Ontology annotation, molecular function: guanyl-nucleotide exchange factor activity; protein binding. The transcript has 5 exons.